AUGGCGGCUGAUGCAGCUUUGGCUACCUUGACCUCUGGCGGCCAGCAGUCCAAAGAUGCAGAGCAAGCUCAUGCCAACCAAGGUGCAGUCUGCACCGCGGACACGCUUCAAGUAAUGCACAUGAACACCAUCGAGUCUGUCAUGAUUCAGGUCGAUCGGUACGCAGGCCCGGUGCCGCCCGGUGCGGUGACAGAGAGCAUGAUCUGCAGAGGACCUGAGGAUGGCGAGCCGCCAGAAGAAGCCUUCUCUGGGAUCACGCUACCUGUCAAGUCCGCACUUGACUUGAAGCAAGAAAGGCUUAUUGGCUCCGUGACGAAGUACCUUCCUGUCAGUGGCUACGGCAUGGUGAAAAGUCACAUGUUCGAGGGCGAGCUGAUGUUCAGGAUAGAUCGAAUAAUGCCGGAGUUUCAGGCUCAUCCCCUUCAUGAGAACGAAGGAGUCGAGUUCGAUGUUCAGGCCGACGAGAACGGCAAAGCCGUGGCUGUAGCCGUAAAGCCGGUCCUGGGCAGAAAGCCCUACGAUGUUCUUGGCCAGCGGCACCGGGGCUACGUCCGGCGUUUCGCCGAGCGUUGGGGCUUCCUGAAUGCCGCCGCCUUUGACGGAGACCUCUUCGUUCACCGGGACAACCUCUUGCUUGAGCCGGGUUCUGAAACUGGUGCGGAUGGUCAGCCGAUUCUCAGAACGGGUCAAGUCGUGGAGUUUGACGUUGCCCUGGAUGAUCGUGGAAGGGCGGUGGCGAAGCAAAUCACCACACGAGCUUUGCUGAGACCCGGCGAUUGGAUUGGCCACAGGUUGCGCGGGUACAUCCGAUCUUUCCAAGGCGCCUGGGGCUUCAUCAACUCCGACAGAUUUGCUGGGGAUCUCUUCGUGCAUCGUGACUCCUUGCUGGCGCAGUGCCAGAAUGCGCAGCUGGGCCUGAGUACGGUGGUCGAGUUCGACAUCGAACGAGAUCAUCACCGCAAGGGAGCAAAGAAUCGACUGGUGGCAAGGAACGUGGCUGUUCUCGGUCCCCCCGAGGCUGCUCCUCCUGUUCCACCGCCAGCUGCACUCCCUGGACCCGGGCAGGCAACCCCAACCGAUCCAGCACCCUUACACGGUGUUCCACAACCGCAUCCUUCACCGGCACAGCAAGCUGCACCAAUGUAUUACCAGGCACCGCCAUCGACCGUGCCGGAUCCGAGUUCUGCAGGAUAUGGCCUGCCGCCAUACCCAUACCAGCAUCACCCAUAUCCAUAUCCGCCUUCCCAGCCGACACCAUAUCCUCUUCCUUAUACUCCGCCCGCAGGUGGAGCACACUACCCUUAUGGACAUCCGCCUUCGUUUGGGCAGCCGCUGCCAUACCACCAUUCUUAUCCGUCAACGCCACAUCCCGGCACGCCAACGCAGACAAAAAGCCCAGCCUCCUCCACGCAGCCCGCUGCCACGCAAGCGGCUGCAGUGCAGCCCGCUGCUGCCACGGCUGCUACACUUCCCAACGGCACUCCGCCAAAUACCACACAGCCCAAUGUCACACCGACCAAGUCCAAACUGCCAGCUGCCAGUGUUGCUGCCACACAACCAACUGCCGCCCAGUCGGCUGCCGCACAUGCCGCGAUGUCAGAGACCGCACAGCCGGCUGCAGAGCCCGCAGCUCUGCAAGCUUCUGCGACUGCUGUGUCACAGCCUGCUGAAGAGUGCUGUGAGGUAACGGCACAGGCCCAUUUCUGCUGUUAA
This is a messenger RNA of Symbiodinium sp. CCMP2592, 1713 nucleotides long. NCBI's taxonomy places the organism in Eukaryota, Dinophyceae, Suessiales, Symbiodiniaceae. The record is from the annotation of a GenBank genome assembly.